AUGGAUGAAGACAGCCAGCCACCCCCGCCCCAAGACCAGGGCUGCUGGGCCAGACUGCCCGAUGUGUGCCUGCGUCGCGUCUUCUGGUGGCUGGGAGACAGGGACCGGUCCCGGGCCGCGCUGGUCUGCAGGAAGUGGAACCAGACGAUGUUCUCAGCCGACCUGUGGCGGUACAGGACCAUCACGUUCAGCGGGCGGCCCUCCCGGGUGCACGCGUCUGAGUUCGCGUCCGCGCUCUGGUACGUCAAGAAGUUCGGCCGCUACCUGGAGCACCUGGAGAUCAAAUUCCUGAACCCGUACAACGCCGUCCUGACCAAGAAGUUCCAGGUCACCAUGCGGGGCCUCCUGGCGUGUCUGGGCAAGAACAACAGCCGUCUGAGGUCUCUGUCCGUGCAGCACCUGGAGCUGGACCGCCUGGUCUGGCGCAGCAGCACCCGCAGCUCCUUCCUCAAGAGCCUGAGCUGCUUCCUGAAGAAGGUGGGGAAGCACCUGAGCUGCCUGAGCCUCAAGGGCGCGCGGCUGACCGUGGAGCAGGGCUGUGGGCUGCUGGGCGCCCUGAGUCACCCGCGCGGCCAGAGCGCCGUGUCGCAGCUCAACCUGGAGGACUUCUUCAGCCACCACCUGGCCGUGUACAGCAGCGCACGCUUCCGCAGCACCAUGGCCGCCUUCCGCGGCCUCUCGUCCCUCACGCUCAACUACAGCUGCGUGUCGGACGAGCUGCUCGAGGCGCUGUGCCAGAGCAGCGCCGGCACCCUGUGGGCCCUGAACGUCAAGUGCCACAUCCAUGACCCUCACAGCCAGGUCAUCUGGGGCAUGUCCUGGGCCAAGCUGGCCAGGCACGCCACCAACCUGAAGGUGAACUUCUUCUUCGAGCGCGUCCUGAAGUACGAGCGCCUGGUACGCAUCCUCCUGCCUGAGGUCCCUGUGCGCAGCCUCAGCCUGCGGAGCUGCUACUUCAGCGACCCCGACUGGUCCAUGCGGCCCACGCUCACCCACCUCCUGCCCACCUUCCGCCACACUCUGCAGAAACUGACAUUUGAGUUCAACAACCACCACGAGUCCCUGGACGAGGAGCUGCACCUGCUGGUCUUGUCCUGCCGGAAGCUGCUGUACUUGAAGAUCUGGGCUUUCCUGGACGUCAAGUUUGUGGAGCGAGUCCUGAAGAGUCAGGAGGAAGGGCAGUGCGCCCUGCGCACUCUCAAGGUGAGGAUCUACACGAACAGAUAUGAGACGAACGACGAGGACCGGACGCUGCGCGAGAUCCACAGGAAGUACCGGAAACUCAUCGACGCGGAGCUCAACUACCUGGUCAUCGCGUACCCCAUGAUGUAG
Messenger RNA from Neogale vison (American mink), 1332 nucleotides. RefSeq names its product F-box protein 39 (gene FBXO39). The record is from RefSeq and is a predicted model, not a curated record. The coding region runs from base 1 to 1332 and encodes 443 amino acids. Gene Ontology annotation, molecular function: protein binding. The transcript has 3 exons. Lineage: Eukaryota; Metazoa; Chordata; Mammalia; Carnivora; Mustelidae.